Messenger RNA from Quercus lobata, 1752 nucleotides. Its product is annotated as disease resistance protein At4g27190-like. Lineage: Eukaryota; Viridiplantae; Streptophyta; Magnoliopsida; Fagales; Fagaceae. Bases 257 to 1558 code for a protein of 433 amino acids. The record is from RefSeq and is a predicted model, not a curated record. The transcript has a single exon.
UUCAAAAAAAUGACUCAGAUAUCACACAUGGGAAAUAGACUGCCAAUUCUUGAAUAUCAUCGGUUCUUAUCAAGGGCUGGUGCAGGUCUGAUUGAGCUGCCGUUAAAAGAGGAAUGGGAAGAAGCCAAGAUGAAUUUUUUUAUGGACAAUGAGCUAAGCAGCCUACCAGAGAGACCAAAUUGACCCCAGACUUUUGGCAUUGUUCCUCCAAAGAAAUCAUAAUCUAAGAGUGAUACCUACCUCCUUCUUUUACUUAAUGCCUUCUCUUACAAUUUUGAACCUAUCUAAAACCAGGAUCAAAUUCUUGCCAAAUACAAUUUGUAAGCUUACAAUACUUGAAGUGCUUAUGUUAAGAGAUUGUGAACGUCUGGUUCAGCUACCAUCUGAGGUUGGAUCUUUGAGACGACUUGUGGUUCUUGAUCUCCAAGGAACUAAGCUUAACAAAUUAUCAAAUGAGAUUUCUAAACUGGCUUCUCUAAGGCACUUGAAGGUAUCAUUUUAUGGCUCUGUCAACCGUAGUGAAUAUGAUAAUCUGCCUCCUGAAUUGCUUUCACAUGCUGUAAUAAGGAAUCUCAGUGAAUUGGAAACACUAAGUAUUGAUGUGUACCCAGGAGAUAUGAGGUGGAAUGAGAACGUGAAAUCUGUCUUAGAUGAGGUGAGCAACUCGACAAAUUUGACUACUUUUUGUUGCUAUUUCCCAAAAGUAGAGUUUCUUGAACUCUCUCUCCAGACGAGCGUGACGUGGAAAAUUGGGGGUUUAACUGAAUUCAAAUGUGUAGUUGGCCAUGAUGUGAAACGCUUUGCAUCUGAAAAUGUGGACAAUCUGGAAUUAGAUUAUGUUCAAUGGGGUCGAUGCUUGAGGUUUGUGAAUGGUGAGAUGAUACCAAAUGCAGUGCUAGAAGUAUUAACUCGCACUUCUGCGUUCUGUCUAGAUCAUCAUAUCAAUGUUCUCAGCCUUUCAGAGUUUGGACUAGGUAAUUUCAAUGGACUGAGAUUAUGUGUAGUGAGGGAAUGUCCAGAGAUUCAAGAAAUUGUUGCUGACGCGGAACUUUCUGAUGCUGUGUUUCCGAUUAUGGAGCACCUAACCAUUAAUUCUCUGCCAGACUUGAGGAAGAUUUGUAAAGAAAUGAUACCACAGGGAAGCUUCGCUAAGUUAAGAGUAUUAACAGUGUAUACAUGCCCCAAUUUGGAAUUUGCUUUUGCAAGCUCCAUGGUCCAGUGUUUCUCUAACUUAGAGGAAUUGAUAGUUGAAGAUUGUUCAGCUAUUAAGAAGACAGUUGAUUCUGAUAGUGGUACACUCCCUAGCUUGAAAAGAUUAAAGCUUCACUCUCUACCCAACUUGGUUAACAUCAUGAAAGGUGCAUGGCCCCCAUUAGAAAACAUAAGCUUCUAUGAUUGCCCUAUGUUGAAGAAGCUUGGCAUCGACUCCAAUUUAAUUCGAACCAUAAAAGAGAUUAAGGCGGAGAAAGAUUGGUGGCAAGAAUUAGAAUGGCAAGAUAGCUCAUUAUAUUCACGUCUUCAAGCUCGUUUCACUGUGAUUAGUAACAAGGAUUUGUAAUACAAGAAUUUACAAGCAUUAAGGUUGACUUAUCCCUUUUUGGCACUAUCAGGCUACCAGUUGUUCAGCUUCCUUAAUCAGGAGCAAGAGAAGGCCGUAGCAGGAUCAAACAAGAAUAAGAAAUUUAUGAAUUUCUGUUGAGAGAAUGUGGACAACCCAGCAAAUCACAAAUUCUGGCGACAGUUCCUAUUGAA